Macrosiphum euphorbiae (potato aphid) is the source of this 798-nucleotide messenger RNA. NCBI's taxonomy places the organism in Eukaryota, Metazoa, Arthropoda, Insecta, Hemiptera, Aphididae. The record is from the annotation of a GenBank genome assembly.
AUGGUCGAACGAUCCUCAGUUUCGACAGAACCGAUUUCAACGAAAAUCAAAGUCAAAGGUUUCGAGAUAAACUACUUUCAAGUUGGAAAGGGACCACAGAAAUUGUUAAUAUUUCCUGGAGUGCUGGGUCAAAUUGGUGAUUUUGGACCACUGACGGAAAACCUCGAUGGUGCAAAAUAUACGAUAUAUAUGUGUGAUCCUCCAGGUUACGGUUUGAGUCGACCACCAAACAGAGAUUUUUCACGGGGAUUUUUGUACCGCGACGCCGAUAUUGCCAUUGCGCUUAUGGAGACGUUGGGUAUCGACAGAUAUUCGAUGUUGGGCUGGUGCAACGGCGGGUGCACCGCGAUGAUCGCAGCUUCCAGGGCCGCAGAUCGGGUCGAAAAGCUGGUAGUGUGGAGCUGCAACGCUUACGUGACGGCCAAAGACCUCGAACAAUAUGAGACGACACGUGACAUCCGUGGCUGGCCCGACGCGUUCAGAAUUCCGCAAUGCGAAAUGUACGGCGAGAAGUACGUGUCGGACACUUGGUCUGGAUGGAUAGACGCUUUUCGGAAAAUUCUCGACGAUGACGACGGGGACGUGUGCCGCGGCGCACUAGCCAAGAUAAACGCGGCCACGCUCAUUCUACACGGAGCAAAGGAUGUGCUCGUACCGGUCGAGCACGGUGUAUAUCUGCACGAAAACAUCAAUCGGUCGACACUUGAAAUAUUUCCAGAAGGCAAGCAUAUCAUACAAUUUAUGUACCCUGAGAAGUUUGUUUCGAUAGUGGAUAACUUUCUUUCUUCUAUGCAGUAA